AUGCCUUUUACAAAAGAAGUUAAAGGUAAUACAAAAUUCGCUUCGACUAGUAUUGGUUUUAUUGAUGUAAGCAGCUCGACUACAAUCGCUAACGAUGUUAAGUUAAAACUAAUGCUAUGUGUGCUUGGGGAUAUUGGCAAGAAAAUAGAGAAUCCACAUCUAAUGGACAACAAUUCGCUCAUAGAACUGUUCGAAAGUUUUGCGGGCUCUGAGAGCGACGGACAGAAACUACACAUCUUGAUGGAAAGAUGUCACGCUGCCUCAAGUUAUGAGCUUGAAGAUUUCGUCAAUGAACUGUCGGAACUGUUGUGCAACUCUUUUGAAUUAUAUAUACCUACCUUAAAAACUUUUCUUUCGCAAUUAUUGGAAGAAUAUCCCAGGCGUAACACAGCACUUCAAAAGUUUUCUUCUCUUUUAACCGAUCGCAUCAUUAUACAGAACCUUCAUCAAUGUGAUAUUUUGGGCUUUGGAGAAAUAUUUGACCACUGCUUCGAGCUUCUUAUGCGGGUGCAGAAUGACAAGAUUGCUAUUCAGAUAACUAAAGAUGCUUUGAUCAAAAUCCUGGAUUCAGACAGUGUCUUGGGGGUUUUAAUAUCAGGGUCGCAUGGUCGUCAUUGUCUUCAACGCAUCUUUGAAUUAAACAUAAAUAAUGGGGUAGAGAAAGAAAAUCUACUGAAAAUGGUGGAUUCGGUUGCGGCUAUUGUGGAGCAAUGUUCUGAGCAUAAGAAUUUCACACCUCAGCUAUCUGAGGCGUUUUCCGUAUACAAAGCUUGUAGUACUUUGAUAGAUAAAUUUAGGCGCUACCAGAAUGCCAAACGCUCAUUGCCACCUAUCCUAUGUAACAACAAUGAACCACGCUAUACACUAUUAGGAAUGUCAGCACCACAAAAGUCAUCAGAUAUACCCCGCUAUUUGCAAGCAUUUGAGCAACAAAAAUUAAAUACAUUUCCGCUUUUAAUGAAAUUUUCGCCCUGUCAAAGUUGUCAGAAACAAGAACUCAUUCGUUUUUCCCCUGAUAAAUAUUCUUCGCUCAUGGAGGAAAAAGAGCUAACGGAUAUUAAUAAAACAUUUAAACAAUCGGAACGCAUUUUCUGUCUUCCAUUUGAGUUUAAUGAAAAUGACAACCUUGGCCCAUGGGAUAUUCUGAUCAGUGCAAGCGCAAAAAAAGAUAUGUUGCAUUUGGAAUCACCUCUGAAGCUUAAAGCGGUCAUGAAAAAACUCGGUAAUAUAUCUUCUGGGGCCUGGGCGAAGCACGGACUUAAACUUAUGGAACCAUCUCUCUCAAUUCCGGUUUAUGAAACAGAACUCCAUGGUCAUGACGGCUUGAAAAUUCUCUGGCAGGUUGACUACGGGUUUUCUAUUCGUAGCUAUCAGCUUACGCAACUUGUGAAAGUUUGGGCUGUCACUACAAACCAAAAUCGGAUUGACAAUAUAGUUGAAUACUUCAAGAUGUUUCAUCAAGUCUACACAGCUGAGCAAAUUUCCCGGUGUGCUGUUCAACAAAUUGGCGGAAAUGACAUAAUUUCACCAAAAAUCUUUGGAGAUGUGGAAGAGAUAAGAUCCACUAAGAACGAGUUCUACAAUUCCCAAAUUGACGAUGAAAAGCUGUUAAUGAUUCAUAAAAUGCUUGUUAGCAAUAAAUUCAUUCCCUUAUCAAAGAACUUGUUUAAGUCACUGGUAAUGGGUGGCUCCGAGUUUACUUUUCAGGUGUCAAAAGUAGAGUACGAGAUUAUCAAAAAUCCCACCUCAGCUAUCAUAAUCGGUCGAUCAGGCACAGGCAAGACCACAUGCAUCGUGUACAGAUUAAUUGCCUCUUAUCUCAGCAAUCCAAGUCAUCCAUUCGCUCACAAAAGGCAACUAUUCAUCACAACAAGUCAAGGUCUAUGUCGCCGAGUAAAGAAAUACUUUUAUAGGCUACGAAAAUCGGCAGCACUUGCUGAGAAAAAAAUGUCGCAAGCUCAGUUCUAUGAGUAUGCUAGAAAAAAAGAGGAAUGCUAUGAUAUUGAUCUAACUUCGAACAAAAUUCUUGGUAAUAAUAAGGAUCUAAGCUCCAUUCCAAACUCAUUUUCUCAGUUGAAAGAGGAUCAUUUCCCGUUAUUUAUUACUUAUGAAAAGUUUUCCGAAAUGCUUGAGGGGACUUAUGAAAUUGACGCUCAAAAACUAAUUCAACAAUCGAAAAUAAAUAAAGAAGAUGAGGACGUUUAUAAUGAUGACGAGAAAGAAUUUCAUUCUAAAUCAUUCUUUGGCAAUACACCAUGGACUCACUUUGUGGAUUAUAAUGUUUUUAAGGAAAGAUAUUGGAAUCGUUUAGAUAAGGAUAAACUGGAUUGUGAGCUGGUCUAUUCCGAGUUCUCUAUUAUUAAGGGAUCGGAUCCUGAAGGAAAGCAUUUAUCAAGAGAAGAAUAUCAGACUGUAAGCACCAAAAAAUACCCUGUAUUUUUCCAUAACCGGGACAAAAUUUACGAUUUAUUUCAGCGAUAUGAAAAGAUUAAAGCACUUAAUGGCGAUUAUGACUCGAUAGAUCGAACGCUGGCUAUUUUACGUUGCGCCACAAAAAAAACACUUAGAAGUCCACACAUUCAUGAAGUAUACAUCGAUGAAUGCCAGGAUAACCAGAUUGUGGAUUUUGGUCUUAUCUUGAAGAUCUUCAACUGCGUUGACAGUAUUUUUUUGGCCGGCGAUAUAGCGCAAUGUAUAGCCAAGGGCUCUUCUUUCCGAUUCCAGAACAUACGCGCCUUGAUGUAUAAAUGGGAACUCACUCGAAUUCAAACUAAUACUAUCCCUCAUAGUAUAAAACCAAAACAAUUCGAGUUAAACGUUAACUACCGUUCCCAUAAUGGGAUUCUUCGACUUGCUGCUUCAAUAAUUGAUCUCAUUUGGUUAUUUUUUCCUGAAUCAAUUGACCGUCUAUCACGUGAACAUUCUUAUGUUAGCGGUCCUUGGCCUAAAGUUUAUAAGAAAUUUCAAGAUUUCAAUGCCUUUUCUGAUGGAAAUGAUAUCGAACUUGGAGCUGAGCAGGUCAUUAUCGUACGGGAUGAAGAGUCUAAAUCAAAUAUUAAAAACCUAAUUAGAAAGUUUGGAUUAGUACUGACAGUGUUUGAGGCAAAGGGAAUGGAGUUUAAUGACGUGCUGUUGUAUAAUUUCUUUACAGAUUCUCCUGGACGUCGUAAGUGGCGAGUAAUUCUCACUGCUUUGGAAAACCAGUCUAAGGGAGUUCCAACCUUUUCUCAUGAAAAGCAUUAUAUCCUUUCCUCUGAACUUAAGCAUCUCUACGUUGCAGUUACCAGGGCACGGCAGCAUAUCUGUAUAUUUGAUGAAAAAAGUGAAUACAUCGAACCAAUCUGCAAAUACUGGGAACAUCAUAGGCUAGUCAAAGUGGAUGAAAUCGGUACUUUCUCUGCAUUAGCUAAAAAGAGCGAUCCAGCAGAAUGGGAUCGAAAAGGAGAGAAUUUUUUUGAACUGCAACAUUAUGAACAGGCUAUUUUCUGCUUCGAGAAGAGUAAAAAUGAUGACAAUCUCAUGCUAGCUGAGGCCUAUUAUCUUCGUCAAUUAGCAAGGACCUCCAUAAAUAACUCUGAUAGAGAUACUGUAAUUUCGAAUUUUUAUCGUGCAGCUGAUGCAUUUCGAAAGUGUUCUCAGCCGAUACAAGAGGGUUCAUGCUAUGAGGAUAUCAACAUGUAUGACAAAGCUGUUGAAGUUUAUCUUGAAUGGGAUAUGUUUGAGCAUGCUGCACGUUGUUAUCUUAAAGUUCCAAACUUUGAAAAAGCGGGAAAUUAUUUUGAAAAAGCGAAGAAGUACACCGAAGCUGUUGUUGCUUAUAAAGAUGAUCGAGAUUAUGAAAAAGUCAUUGAUUUAAUGCAAAGUCACAGAGAAAAAAUUGACAAGAAAAUAUUCAAUCGUAUCACAUGUCUUGUUAAUAUCCAUUACCGCCGGGUGCACGAUACAAAAAUGAGCGAGAAAGCUCUCUCUAUUCUUCCAACUCAAGAGGAACAAACAAAUCUCCUUCGAGAUCAUGCUCCCGAAGAGUUUCAGGAGGUCUGCAAGAAGAAUGGUCUGUUUCAUGCCGCUGCUGAAGACUUGCGCUUGCGCGGGAAGUUCAAUGAGGCUGCUGAUAUGUUCCUUCGUUCAGAUAACAACGACAAUGAUCUCAUAGAGUCUUUGCAAUGCUGCUUGUAUUUAUGUAAACUCAAAGUACUAAAAAAAAUAAUGACAGACCCCGCGUGUCCGAAUUUCUUUAAAGAAUUAAAUGAUCAUCUUUCCAAGGCAAAUAAUAUCAUUGCUAAAGCCAGAUUGCAAUCUAUCAAGAGCUCUGAAUGGGAGAGCCUAAAAGAAGAGGUCCAGUUGUAUAAUGCUUAUUUGGAUUUGAAUCUCGAUGGAAUCUGCAAAUAUAUGCAAACUUUUAGAAAACGUAAAGAUCGCGUCACUGAAUUUCGUGCAAUAAUCAUAUGGCUGCAUAUUCAGGCCGAGGACUGGUUGCAUAUUACAAACCCUGAUAUUCAGGCUGAGAACUGGAAAGAACGAUUGCAACAUCUAUUGAGAAUGUGUGAACUGGCCUUUCCCUUUUUAGCUCCUCGAGAAAAUGAUGAUAUUUCAAAAAUAAACAAGGAUUUUCAGGAUAUUUUUGUUGUAAGCGAAGCCGAAAACCAUCUACAAAAACGAAAAAUUUCUUUUGACAACCUUCUUGUUCCACUUUUGAAUCAAAGUAUUGGAGAGGAUGCUAUAGAAACCUUGGACAAUUGGUAUGUGUACGACGAGAGUACUUUGGACUUGACUAUCUCACAAUUUCUUGCUUCAUAUAUUUAUGAGCUUAUCUGGGAGGCUGGUCAGAAGGGUAGACAAAUUCAAUAUAUAAGUUCUAAAAUCUGCUUUAAGUUUAUGUCCUGUCGAAAUCAAGAUUGUCGAAAGCAUCAUGUUAUUCCAACACCCUCAAUUCUGCGCAAACGUUUUACACUUGCUUGCCUUCAGUACACUGUAAUGCAACGAUUAGACGUAUUGUACUGUCACCGACUUCUUAAAGAAGAACAAAGUAAAGAAGUACUUGGACCACAAAGAUUUUGGGCUGAAAGACUUGUGGAUGUUCAUAUUCGUUAUCAAUCACCUCAAAUAAGUUGUCCAGAAGUUAUUUAUGCGGUGCUUGCCGAACUUUCUAAAAGCACACAUUAUAAAUUAAUUGAUUUUGCUCACAAGGUUUCAUCUGAAGUAUUUAAGAAGCCUGAUGACUUUUCGACUAUGUUUAAAUGCAUGCUUGUUCUUCGACAAUUAAAUGACAAAUGGGGAAUUUAUAAAUUUGAUUCGGAAAUGUCAAAAAAAAUAAUGUUAAGAUACCCUGAGGAAUUACCCGUGGGAUUUGAUUACUACUCGGAAAAUUAUGAAGCUGUUCCUGUUGGAACGAGACUUUCAUUAUUCUUUUCAAAUCUCUAUAAUUAUCGCGUGUUAGAUGCGAUCACGAAUAUUAACAUCUUUAUUCAAUAUACUAUCAAAAAUACGAAAUUAAUCAAUAUGAAUACAUCUGAUGCAUUUAGUGAUCUGGUAUCUCUUAUGGAGUUCAAAACAUCUUUGGUUUUUGCGGUUGGUCCUGGGUAUUGCAAUUUUUGCCUUCCUCGAGCUUAUUUGGUUAAUUAUUUUGACGCAUUUACUGCGAAGCCGCUUAUUCCCAAUCCACACGGUUACAACAGAGAUGGCUAUCUGGUUGAAAUUACGAAUUCCAUUGAUGAGGUUCAAAGGCUUCUUGAACUGCUGAUCCUCACUGAACGAGUUUAUUUGACUACCAUCCUUAGAUUAAUACGGCUCUUGGUUCUCAUAGGCCUAAACGAAACUACUUCUGAAACCAGGGUCAUUGAUCUUUUUGAACACUGGUACAAACCUCUGAAAGACAAAGUAUUUUCUCCAACACUCAUAAGAUACUUGAACGAAAGAUAUAUGGGUCGCCUUGCGAACAUUCUUCACAAGGAUCUUAAGGAGACAGAUUGUGACUCCUUAGUAAUCGUUCACUAUCACAGGGGCGGCUCGUCAAAAUUUUCUAACUUAGAGCAACAUGGCAUUGUGAAGCUUGAAUAUAACUCUAUUAAGCAAUUUUAUUUUGCUCUUCAACAAAUCAUAUCACCGAUAGGUGCUAAAGAAAGUGAUUCUUCAGAUAUAAUUAAUCAACUGCCACGGAAAUCAAAUGAUCAUGGGCAACAGAACACUGUAUUACCAAUCGCUUUUGUUAGUGAUGAUCAGAACAGUGAAAAGUUUGAAAUUUCUAAAGAAGCUCAAGAUUCGACCACAGAGAUCCAGGUUUGGUUUCGUCGAAUUCACGAUUCCUCUCAGGCUAACGAACCAGCCAUCAAAAUUCAAAGAUGGUUCCGCCGUGCUCUCCGACGACAAAAAUCUCGUCAACAUAGUCAUGACCCCAUUCUCGAAAAGAUUUUUAAAGAGAUGCUAGUUUUUUGCAAGAAUGAAUGUCACUGGAAACUUGUUGUUGAGAAGAAGGGAAAAACAAGAGUGAACAAAUAUCAUAAGCUAUUGAGAGGUCUGAUCGUACAAAACACCGUAGAUCUGAUUAAGAUGCAAGGAAAAAUGGAUGAUACAAAGAUCAAAUUGCAAAUGACAAUCAAUAAUCGCAAUUCGGAUGACCGAAAAAUUGACGAAUGUUUAGAGUUACUGGACGAGUUAAAGUACAACAACCACUAUGAAAAUGUUAAGAUGGUGCUAGAUUCCCUAUCAACUUCAGAGAACAUGACAAAACAUCUAGAAGCAAACCUCGAGUGGUUGAAAAACGAGUCGCAAAUGGCGGAUGAUGUCUUAGAUGAUGUUUAUCAUUGGAUGAGUAAAUGCAACGAUGCCAUGAAAAAAUGA
Messenger RNA from Ambispora gerdemannii, 6837 nucleotides. The record is from the annotation of a GenBank genome assembly. NCBI's taxonomy places the organism in Eukaryota, Fungi, Glomeromycota, Glomeromycetes, Archaeosporales, Ambisporaceae.